This is a messenger RNA of Cornus florida, 2441 nucleotides long. Its product is annotated as growth-regulating factor 1-like. Gene Ontology annotation, molecular function: ATP binding. The coding region runs from base 238 to 2040 and encodes 600 amino acids. The record is from RefSeq and is a predicted model, not a curated record. The transcript has 4 exons. Gene Ontology annotation, biological process: regulation of DNA-templated transcription; DNA-templated transcription; developmental process. Gene Ontology annotation, cellular component: nucleus. NCBI's taxonomy places the organism in Eukaryota, Viridiplantae, Streptophyta, Magnoliopsida, Cornales, Cornaceae.
UUAGAGAAAUUUGCUCUAGCAACAGCAUAAUGUCCGAAAUGUGGAGAUAGUCUUUUGUACAAGUUUGUCUGCUGCUGAGUUCCAAGUUUCAACUCUUUUUCUCUCUCUCCCCAAUUAUUUUUUUCUCAAAGAUCACUGCUUUUAAAUCCCCAGAGUCACCUUAGACUGCACCCCUCUCUCUCUCUCUCUCGAUUGCUUCUCACGAACUCAUGCUUUGUGAUUUGUGGCCGUUAUAAUAUGGAUUUUGGGGUGGUGAGUUUAGAGGGUUUAGUAGGUCCAGAGAGUGGAGUAUCUUCUCAUCAGGUAGUUUCUGACACGGAGGCAAUCAAGCCAAAGAACAAUGGAUCUGGGUUUCUCAAGCAGGAGGGAUCUGAGUCUGGUGAAGAUGAAUGGGGGAGGUCCAAAAUGGCCAGACCUGAUGGCUUUGAUGAGCCGCCCAAGACAAUGUUGCAUCAGCAGGGGACUGGUCUGCUGAGAUCUAACUCUUUGCUCUCUGCUGCUCUUGGCGGCGGUGGCCAACACCACAACAUACUCAGCUUCUCUUUACCCAAAUCAGAAGUUCAUUUUCCCAGUAAAAAUGGUGGAUUAGUCUACAGGAAUACUCAAAACUCAGUCAUUCCUUACUAUCAACACUCGCCUUAUUCUUACUCUAGAAAUACAGGAUAUGGUGCUGGAAGCUCCAAUGCAGGCAUGCAUGGGUCUUUUCCUGGGAUUAGAGGGCCAUUUACUCCAUCUCAGUGGAUGGAGCUGGAGCACCAGGCCUUGAUCUAUAAAUACAUUACGGCAAAUGUGCCUGUUCCAUCCAAUUUGCUCAUUGCCCUCAAGAAAUCCAUCAACCCAUUCGGAUUAUCCGGUUCACCUUCUUACUAUGCCCCCAAUUCAUUCGGAUGGGGUUCUUUCCAUCUAGGUUUCUCUGGCAACAAUGAUCCUGAGCCCGGGAGGUGUCGUCGUACGGAUGGGAAGAAAUGGCGGUGCUCAAGAGAUGCAGUUCCUGACCAGAAGUACUGUGAAAGGCACAUAAAUAGGGGCCGCCACCGUUCAAGAAAGCAUGUGGAAGGCCAGACUGGCCAUGUUGUCUCUGGAUCCACUACAUCAAAGGUGACACCAAUCGCCUCUUCAACUUCAGCAUCGGUAGUGUCCAGCAGCAGUGCAUCCAACACCCUCAAUGUCAUGCAGCACCAGUUCAACUCCUUGCAGCCUGGUGCUACCAAUCCUUCUACAGUUGCUCUCAUCAAUAGAAGACAAAAUCCCCAAGACCUGUCCAUGGUGUCCCCUGCCAUCAACCUGAUGCCUAAAGGCUCUGGAUUCUCCGUUCAAAGACAUGUCCCAUUAGAUGGGUUCUCUCAACCAGAGUUUGGACUUGUUUCUCAUGAUACCUUCCUCAAUCCUUCACAGAGAAGUUCCUACUUCAAUCCUAGGGACUAUAACUCUUUCGUGGAUUUCGGUGACCAAAAAACCCGUGACCAACAUUCACUUCGCCAAUUCAUUGAUGACUGGCCCAAGGACCAAUCCAAUCGUAUCACCACUGCCUGGCCUGAAGAACUGAAGUCAGAUUGGACCCAGCUCUCAAUGUCAAUUCCUAUGACCUCCAACUUCUCGUCAACAUCAUCGCCAACCCUACAAGAGAAAAUAGCCAUCUCACCGCUUCGGCUAUCUCGUGAAUUGGACCCAACUGAAAUGGGUUUGGGGAUGAGUAAUGACCUUAGCGAAACAUUUCAAAAGCAAACAAAUGGUGUACUAGUCUCUUGGGGAAGUUCAAUAGGGGGUCCGUUAGGAGAGGUCUUGAACGGCACCUCUGGCACUGGGGGAGCCUGCAAGAAUUCAUCAGCUAUGAAACUCGUGAAUGAAGCAUGGGAUGGCAAUACUCAAUUGGGAUCUUCCCCCACAGGUGUCCUGCAGAAGACUACUUUCGUUUCACUUUCAAACAGCAGUUCAGGAAGCAGUCCAAGAGCUGACAAGAAGACCAAUGAGUAUGGCAGCUUUUGUGAUGACGGGCUGGGUUCAACACUAGCAAGUUCCUUCUCCGUACCAUCCUUGUAAUGAGAGCAAAUCAGCAAAGCAAGAAAAUGAAAUUGAUGGUAGAAGAGUGAGAAAGUUUAGAAUAAGAGUCAAUGGAAGAAGAAUGAGGGAGUUUAGAACACCUCAAUUGAAUUUAGUAAUUUCUCUCUCUUGUUUCUGUUUAAUAUGGUUUGCAAUGUUUUAUCUUGUUUUUGUUUAAUCAAAGUGCAUUAGCCAUUUCUGCUUCUAUUUGGGUCUAAAAGUAAUUAAUGUUAUAAUUCAGUGCAACCUUAUUGUGAUGUGUUAUCUUAAUCCCUUAGUUGUACAUUAUUGAAUCAUUCGAACAGGCAUGCAUUACUUAUAAAUGCUUUGUAAACAUAAUUUGAUAUCAAAUUUGCAUUGGUAUUUCUGGCACAUUAGGAAUUGAAACAGGCAUUUGUGAA